AUGGAUGUGUUCAUGAAAGGACUUUCCAAGGCAAAGGAGGGAGUUGUAGCAGCAGCAGAAAAAACCAAGCAGGGUGUGGCAGAGGCUGCAGGAAAGACGAAAGAAGGCGUCCUCUAUGUGGGUUCCAGGACCAAGGAAGGAGUUGUUCAUGGUGUCACAACAG
Molecule: messenger RNA, 163 nt
Organism: Leptosomus discolor (cuckoo roller)
Lineage: Eukaryota; Metazoa; Chordata; Aves; Leptosomiformes; Leptosomidae
Source: RefSeq, a predicted model, not a curated record